Molecule: messenger RNA, 396 nt
Organism: Ochotona curzoniae (black-lipped pika)
Lineage: Eukaryota; Metazoa; Chordata; Mammalia; Lagomorpha; Ochotonidae
Gene: CCL28
Product: C-C motif chemokine ligand 28
Exons: 3
Coding region: 1-396 (131 amino acids)
Biological process (GO): immune response
Cellular component (GO): extracellular region
Molecular function (GO): chemokine activity
Source: RefSeq, a predicted model, not a curated record
AUGCAGUGCGUGGGACUCUUCCUGAUGGUCUUGGUGUCCUGUGUGGCUCUGCGCCCUGCAGAAGCCAUACUGCCCUUUGCUUCCAGCUGUUGCACUAAGGUUUCUCCGCACGUUUCCAGAAGGCUUCUGAGAGCGGCGCAUGCGUGUCACCUGCAGAGAGCCGAUGGAGAUUGCGAUCUGGAUGCCAUCGUCCUGCAUGUCCGGCACAGAAAAUACUGCAUCAGCCCAGAGAAUCCUGCCCUCGGGGAGUGGAUGAAAGAGCAAACAGCCAAGGGAAAUGGUAAACAUAGAAUCUGCCGUAAGAAGAAGCACCCCAAGAAGAACCAUCAAGGGGCGCGGCGCGGGAAGCAUGUGACAGGUGGCCACGAGACGUCUCACAGGACAGCUGAUGCCUAA